AUGUCCAGAAUGACGUAUCAAGACAACCUUGAACAAUGGAUUCCAGGCCUAUGCCGACUUCUUCAAUCAUGCGUCAAUAUUGAUCCGGCCUCGUCUUCUCUCGGCUUUCGCGCACCGCUCUCUGUAGUCACAGCAACGGCAUAUUGGGAAUCACUAUCAGCCCAACUGUUCGGGGUGGAACCUACAACCACGUUGUUCGUUGUCACUCGUGCAUCGCAACCAGACUUCAAAGUCAUCGGGACAUUCCAACUGGCCACUCAACUGAAAGAGACGCACGCGCACAAGGCAGAGGUCAGGAAGUUGAUGGUCGCCGCAGAAGAGAGGAGCCAUGGGCUGGGUAAGAUGCUCAUGGCUACGGCAGAGAAAUUCGCGUUGGAGGCACUGGGCAAAACAUUGCUAUUGCUAGACACCUCGACGGAGAGUCCGGCACGUACUUUCUACUUGAGGCUUGGGUAUACUGAAUGGGGUGUCUGCCCGAACUACGCUACAAGUGCCAUCGGGCAGUUGCAUGAUGUUUCAUUCUUCCUCAAGGUUCUGGGCACAUCUAACGCAGAUGGAAAAUCGAACACUGCUGAUUAG
Colletotrichum navitas is the source of this 579-nucleotide messenger RNA. RefSeq names its product putative histone acetyltransferase. Bases 1 to 579 code for a protein of 192 amino acids. Gene Ontology annotation, molecular function: acyltransferase activity, transferring groups other than amino-acyl groups. Lineage: Eukaryota; Fungi; Ascomycota; Sordariomycetes; Glomerellales; Glomerellaceae. The transcript is spliced from 2 exons. The record is from RefSeq and is a predicted model, not a curated record.